Messenger RNA from Orbilia oligospora ATCC 24927, 1314 nucleotides. RefSeq lists its product as uncharacterized. The record is from RefSeq and is a predicted model, not a curated record. Gene Ontology annotation, molecular function: protein binding. Lineage: Eukaryota; Fungi; Ascomycota; Orbiliomycetes; Orbiliales; Orbiliaceae. The transcript has a single exon. The coding region runs from base 1 to 1314 and encodes 437 amino acids.
AUGGGGUUGUUCAAGAAUUCGAAGCGAACUAGCAAGUUCGCCUUUCGCCGAAGUCUUUUGCGGGCUAUCCUCCCAGACAGCAAAACCCCGCCUCUACCUCAAAAAGAACCUCUUCUCCUCACAAAUUCAGAACAACCGCAAGUCGAUAUCGAAGUUGACAUCAGCGACGAGAAAAAGGCAGUAUUUACAACCGAAACAGAAAUAGUCACUGUGGAGUUAAAUUUAAACGAACCGCAACCUGAAAAAGUGCCAGAAAUUCUGCUUCUCCCAGCAGAGAUCCUUCGAGAUAUCUUUUCUUAUUUGGAUAACUGCGACCUUCAAUCACUCUACCACACACAUUCUCGUUUCCGGGGAAUCGUUCUCGAACACCGGUCCUUCUUUUGUCGAGAACUUGCGUCCCGCAAUUUACGGUACUUUGCGAGGUACUUGAAACCGGCAUUUUUCGACCUUCAGCGGGACUCUCGAUUACAAUUUCUUACUGAAGAUGAUAAACAAAAUGACGUCGACGGGUGUCAAAGGUAUCCAGGUCAGGCAAAUAUCCCAGCCUGGUACCUAAAGCUCUACAAACUCGACAAAAUCACAAAAGAACUCUAUAGCCUCAUGCCCACCGAUGAAAACGAAUGGGAACUGGAAUAUCUUCGUAUCCAGGGCCUCCCGCCAUCUCAAUACAACCCUCGGGUCUGGCCUAGACCUGGAAAUCCUUCCUUCUACUUCACUCAUACGAUUAUUUCGUUUUAUCAGUAUAAUUCACUGGUUAAGUUGCCGAAAGAUAGUUUGGUUGAUUUUAAAGAGAAAGAUGUCAAACCGGUUUGCAGAUGCGCACAAGGGUAUUUCAGGAGUACGGCGCAUUUGGGAAUAUUAUGUGCGGUUUAUAUGGCUUGUUUGAAGUUUAAGGCUGAAGAAGCUAAUAACAACAAUAAUCUCAACAAGGCCGAAGAGGAGGAAAAACAGGAAGCAGAAAAAGACGACGAUUUAAGUAUGUUCCUGCCGGAGUUAGGAGGAGGAUUGGGAAAUUAUAUCAAAGGAACCAGAGUUUCUGUCAAGGAGCUGUUUAAAAUGGUGGUGGUGGUUAUGUACCCUGGAAAUCUGCUAAAGGUUAUUAAGAACCCGACAAGGCAGUCAAUGAGCAGAUUGAAGAUUGUACUGGAGACGUUGAAAGAUGUCUUGGUGAUGAACGAAGAGGAGAGGAGGCAGAGCGGGGUGGAUAGGAUGUAUACGAAGGGAUUGGAGAUGAUGGAGGGGUUUGCGAAGUAUUGGGAAGAUUGUGAGGACAAGACGACGUUGCGGUAUUUCGACGACUGGGAUCUUUUGUAA